CACAAGUGUCACAAAAGCAGUUAACGGCUCGCAACCGCCACCUGAACACACAGACAGUUGAUUGCUGUGCUCUCUUCCUGCGUGAGGGAUACGGCAACGAGCAGACGACCACCACGACCACCACCAAAAGAGAGGACGACCAGAGUCGGUGCGCCAUGUCCUCGACAACAGCUGCAGCCACGGCUGCAACGGCACAGCCGCUGGGGCUGCUGCUGACACCAUCAACAACAACAACCACAACAACACCAGCAACAACAACAGCAGCAGCAGCUACAACAACAACAGCUACAACAACAACAACAGCUGCAACAACCACGGCUACAGCAACAACACCCGCAACAGCUACAACAACCACAGCCACCAAAGCACCAACAUGUGCUGGACCCGCUGCACCAGUGCCGGCAACACAGCCGUCCACGCUUUUGCCAGCGUCGACAGCACAUACUGUGUCGCCGGAGACUGCAAACCAGCACCCAAUCCUGGACGCGGCGCGUAUGAGCGCGACAUGGGAGGAAGUGGCGCGACAGCUGCUGAUGCAAGUGAUCAAGGCGCCGCACAGCGAGCCAUUCGUGCAGCCCAUCAACACACAGCUGUACCCGGAUUACCUGGAUGUAGUUAAGCACCCCAUGUGCCUGCAGGAGUGCUUGGUGCGCUUGCAGCAGCGCAUGUACACGUGUCCGCAAGAGCUGUUUGAUGACGGCAUGCGCGUGUUUCACAACUCGCGCACUUACAACCCGGAUCCCACCACCCGGAUCUACGCCAUGACCACGCAGACGCAACGCGCGUUUGAGAACAUGUACAAGGAGCUCCUGCUGGCCUGCAGCGACCUGCCCGCCUUCCCACGCACCCGCCGCAGCGGACGCAAUCAGCAUCAACAACCGCACCAACAGCAGCCGCAGCACAGGCGUCGCAGAAGCAGCAGUCAAAGCUCGCGAUCAGGCAGCGCCAAGCGCCGUGACAACAGCGGCCGCAGCAGCAGCAAUGGCGGUACGCCUGCGAAGCACAGCCACACCGCAUCACCGCAGUCGCAGACGGAAGCACAACAACGACAGCCAACACCACAGAACAAGCAGCAUCAGCAACAACAAGGGUCACCAGGCGUCCUUCCUGUGAAGAAAGCAAAGGUGGGUGGCCAGAAACGGCUGAGCUUGAGUCGACGAAGGCACACCCCACAUGCAGCAGCCACAAUGAGCAACAGCAGUCGCAAGCACAACAGUGUGAGUGCCAACAGCGGCAACAACAGUGUUGUGCAGGAGAGGCGUGCACCGUCUGCUCGAAGUGUACGACAACCAGAGGCACUGGAUGUACCUGUUGGCACGAGCGGGCGUGGUGGUGUUGGUGAUGAGGUGGACUCCAGCACACAUGUGCACGUACCAAAGGCAGCGCACACGACACCGUGGCAGGAAGAGCGUGAUGAGCGUGAUGAGCGUGAUGAGCCACAACAACAACAAGGGCCGCAGCAACAAAGGCUACAACAACAACAACAACAACAACAACAACAACAACAACAACAACAACAACAACAACAACAACAACAACAACAAGACCAAGGGCUGCAGCAGCAGCCACGAAAAGCGCCAAAACCAAAGCUUGUACGCAUCCGCAAGCAAAUCUCCAUCAGCACCAGCUACCCAUCGCCUUCAGGUUCAGCAUCGACAACGCUCACAGCACGCGCUGUCUCUUCCCAACACGGCGCAGGCCCCACGUCACCGCCAUCACCCUCCUCACGAUCACCAACAUCAACAUCAACAUCAUCAUCAUCAUCAUCAUCAACAUCAUCAUCAUCAUCAUCAUCAUCACCAUUAUCAUCAUCAUCAUCAUCACCGCUGUCGCCAUCUUCAGCGCGGUCGCGGGCAGCAGCGAAACGCAUUGCGGAUCGCCUGUGGCUGCGGCGUGCGGGUGUUCCUGACUGGGUGGAUGUGGACGACCUGCCACCGCGAACAUCCAAGGCGGAGAAGCAGCGUCGACGCAAGGCGCGAAGGAGGCAGCUUGACGCGUGGGAGCGGAGGAUGAGGGAGGAAGAGAGACAGCGGCGCAGCGAACGCAGGCGACAGCGGCUGGAGACACGCCGGCCCGGUGCUGGUGGUGAUGUUCAUGAUGAUGGCAGUGAAGGUGGUGGUCGAAAAGGAGGAAAGCGGGUGUCGUUUGUGGAUGUUCCGGUCACGCAUGUGUACACGUCCACCGCGGCUGUCAGCGCGGCUGCCCGAGCCGUCAUCAUCAGUGCCUGUGGAAGUGAUGAUGGUGGAGGUGAUGGUGGCGAUGCCGAUGAUGGUGGGACGGACACGGUACCAACAACGCCGACGGCAACGCCGACGGCAACACCAGCGAAGGGUCAUGUGUCCUUUGCGGCAGCCAACACACCUCAUGAUGAUGAUGUUGUUGUUGUGCUUGGCGACGAUGAAAGCCAUAAUGCUGCCGCCAACGGUGGUGGGGACUUCACGCCGCCCGUCAGCCCAACGCAGCAGCGGUCGUCAUCUCCGGCAGUUGCCAUCGCCUGAGGUGAUGUGGCGUGUGAUGUGACGUGUGAUGGGAUGAUGUGUGGGAUGCUGCUGCUAGUGUGAUGAUAUGUACUGUGGUACUUCUUCUGUGUUGUCUCAAGUUGGAUUGAUUGUACAUAGACGUGUGUGUACAAAACAACCACCGUGGUGCUUUCAAUAAACGGCAUUGC
Salpingoeca rosetta is the source of this 2668-nucleotide messenger RNA. RefSeq lists its product as uncharacterized. Bases 156 to 2498 code for a protein of 780 amino acids. Gene Ontology annotation, biological process: regulation of DNA-templated transcription; chromatin remodeling. Lineage: Eukaryota; Choanoflagellata; Craspedida; Salpingoecidae. The transcript has a single exon. Gene Ontology annotation, cellular component: nucleus; chromatin. The record is from RefSeq and is a predicted model, not a curated record.